Solanum dulcamara is the source of this 1198-nucleotide messenger RNA. Its product is annotated as mitochondrial uncoupling protein 3. The record is from RefSeq and is a predicted model, not a curated record. NCBI's taxonomy places the organism in Eukaryota, Viridiplantae, Streptophyta, Magnoliopsida, Solanales, Solanaceae. Gene Ontology annotation, cellular component: mitochondrial membrane. Gene Ontology annotation, biological process: response to cold; mitochondrial transport. The coding region runs from base 70 to 987 and encodes 305 amino acids. The transcript is spliced from 2 exons.
UGAACGGAUUGGGUUUGAUUUUUCCUCCUCUGCUCAUACUGAUGCCCAUCGGUCUGGACCACUAGCUCAAUGAAAGCCCAGGAGGUUACCGAUGGCCGGAGGACCCAUACAACAAAGAUAGCGGUAACGGCGAUGUCGGCAAUGGCGGCGGAAACGGCGACGUUUCCGGUUGACCUCAUCAAGACGAGGCUUCAACUCCAUGGUGAAUCUCUCUCCUCGUCUCGACGGACAUCAGCCGUUCGAUUAGUGUUAGAGAUCUUACGGAACGACGGCAUUUUAGGACUAUACAAGGGAUUGCCACCGGCAAUUAUAAGGCAUAUGUUUUACACUCCAAUUCGAAUCGUAAAUUAUGAAUUUAUGAGGAACUUUUUGGUUCCUGCCGAUCAUACUCUUUCUCUGUCAAGCAAAGCCAUUAUUGGUGGAAUAUCUGGUGUUAUUGCUCAGGUUGUGGCAAGCCCAGCUGAUCUUGUCAAAGUUAGGAUGCAAGCAGACAGUAGAAUGGUAAGUCAGGGUCUGCAACCUCUAUAUUGCGGGUCAUUUGAUGCUUUCAACAAGAUUAUUCGAACUGAAGGCGUUGGAGGACUUUGGAAAGGUGUGCUCCCAAAUGUCCAGAGAGCUUUUUUAGUUAACAUGGGAGAACUGGCGUGCUAUGAUCAUGCAAAGCGCUUUGUGAUCAAUAACAACAUAGCAAAUGAUAAUAUAUAUGCACACACUUUAUCAUCUAUAAUGUCAGGCCUGUCAGCAACUACAUUGAGCUGUCCAGUAGAUGUAAUUAAGACAAGAAUGAUGAAUCAGGCUGCUGAUAAGCAAGGAAAUUGUAAAUAUAAAAACUCCUACGAUUGUCUUGUCAAAACUGUUAAAGUUGAAGGACUCAAAGCAUUGUGGAAGGGAUUCUUUCCUACAUGGGCUAGGCUUGGCCCUUGGCAAUUUGUAUUCUGGGUAUCAUAUGAGAAAUUCCGACAAAUUGCUGGUCUCUCUUCAUUCUAACCAAUUCAUCAUGCUGUGUGCUAAUAUCAAACGGUGGAGCAGGUCAGGUUUUCAUUUUUUCCCUUUGGAUUGAUCUUGAGUUAUGUGUGUUGUAUCUUAGUGUGUGUUUGAGAAGCCAAGUAGGCCUCUUUAUCCCUUUUGUAGGAAAACUGGGGAGACAGUUUUCUACUUGGAAUUAUUCAGUAUUGGCUAAACGCUCGCGUUUUCUCUA